Messenger RNA from Aspergillus affinis, 1827 nucleotides. Its product is annotated as MID1 family protein. Gene Ontology annotation, biological process: calcium ion import across plasma membrane. The transcript is spliced from 2 exons. Lineage: Eukaryota; Fungi; Ascomycota; Eurotiomycetes; Eurotiales; Aspergillaceae. Bases 1 to 1827 code for a protein of 608 amino acids. The record is from RefSeq and is a predicted model, not a curated record. Gene Ontology annotation, molecular function: calcium channel activity.
AUGCGGCUAAAUCGCCUCCUCCCGCUGGGCCGCUCUGAUGCGACUGUCAGCGCAACCGCCCUCUACUGCAUUCUUGCAUUUGGUCUCUUCCACCUGGACCUUGCUGAUGUGGCGAACCCGGCUAGCUCGUCAGGGGGAAAUGAAGGCAACGUGAGUAUCGGAGGCGGUGUGCAGUUUCCGUACGCCUUAGAGUCUCACCAGGGACUUGUCCUUGAAGAUGCUACGGAUGAAACUGGAGAGACCCGGGGCCUCGAAAUCAUCCGUCGAGCUCCCGCGGAGUCAUCUGCACUAUCAGACAAUAAGUCCAAGAAAAGCACCAUCAAGCUCGGCCAGAUGCAGUGGUGGUAUUUCCCACAAGACGCCGGGAAUGACAAAACGACGAAUAAGACCUCGAGCGACCAGAUUCACGAGAAUUUGAAACGCUCACGCACUGUGUUCAUCUCCCUGACUACCUGCUCGAAACCGAGCGCCGACAAGGCUGAUUCCGGCCAUGAGCAAUCACUGCCUCAGCUCGAGGUUUACGUCUCUAUAUCCAACUCUGUGCAGAAACCAGGACCCGAUGAAGACUUCAGCAAUCAGAUGGUAACCAAAUCCGAGGAUGGCUAUAUGAGCAUUGCUACACUGGCUCAAGGGGAUGUCUAUAUUGGUGUUGCCGCUCCUAAUAGCAGCGACUAUUCGGGGUCGUAUAGUUACGAAAUUGCUGCUUCAACCGACGGUUAUUACCACAACGUUGACGAUGAGGAUCAAUUCGUAAGCUUUUUAGAUUCAGACGCGAAUGCCGCGCUUUUCGCCACGCCAGGCUCAGCAGAGUCAGAUCUCGAUUUACAGAAUGCCAGCAAUUGGACCAAAAUGACACCGCCUUACACCAUGUUCGUCAGCAACGUGAACAACACUGCCAUCUCGGGCCUGCGCCGGUCAUACUGUGCACUCAAUCAAUUUGCCCAGAUUGGAAAAGGGGGCCAUGGACUACAAACAAGCAUGGCUAACCGAAGCGAGGUAAUCGAGGAACAGCUCUACGUCACGGGACUCAAUCGAAGCUCUGUUUAUACCGGGAUUCUAGCCAUGGAUGGCAAUUCGACAGAGGAUGGGAGUAGCGGCGGUGGCGGGAAAGUUUGGAAACCAUUCCGGUUCUCGACGAAAGCAGAGGACAGCUGCGCCGUCCUAUUCAACCUGUCGUUUUGCUCCGACGUCGCGUACGCGGUGCCUUCUAACCCGUCAUUGAAGGCAGCCAAGCUGGGGUCCAUCUACGACGACUACGCCGCCGCCAUGUACAAAAACUUCACCUACUCCCUUGAUCAGAUCCAAUGCGAUGCUUCUGACGAAACCCGAUUCUCGCUAGCCGUUGGAUGCGAUGACUGUGCCAAGGCGUACAAGCAAUGGCUUUGCGCCGUCACCAUCCCCCGGUGUUCCGACUUCUCGAGCUCGGAGACAUUCCUGCGGACUCGCAACGCCGGCCAGGCGUUUCUCAACGGCACCUCUCUUACCGAUCAGGAUCCCCUGCGCCGCAGCCCGGUCACCAAUCAGUCCCGGAACUCGUUGAUAGACAGCGACAUCAAACCGGGGCCAUACAAGGAGGUUCUCCCGUGCCAGGAAGUGUGCUAUAAUCUCGUCAAGAGCUGUCCGGCGGCGCUCGGGUUCAGCUGUCCCGACGGGAAAUGGCUGAAUGCCUCGUACAGUGCGCGCUCCGAUAACUCGAGCAUCAUAUCCUGCAACUAUCCCGGGGUGGAAGCCCGGCGAAAUGGCCACCCGGAUCUGCAUCGAUCUCUGUGGAUGACUCUGCGGAUCCUGGCCCUCGUGUGGGCUCCCUUUUGGGUUCUAGGAAACUGA